UGAAAAAUAUGAAAAUCAGUGAACAUGUCCCUUUAACUCAAUACAUGUAUCAAGUUUAACCCAUUUUCAGAAAAUGGUUUAUCAUAAACCUGUAAUCAGCAAGUCGAUUUGUGUACAAGAUCUUUUUGUAACUUGACUAUGGACUUGUUCUUCAGUGUGUAUUUAAAGUGGGUUGAGAGCUUAAAAAGCUUUCAUAAUUCAGCCUUUUUGUCAGUUUUAAGUUAAGUAACUUGUGCUUUCAGGUUUUGAAAACACUUAUUUUAUUUGCUUAAAGUAGUCAAAAUAAUAGUGAAUACACAACUUUUAAAUCACAGGACAGUUCAAAAUACCUUUUGAAAAUGGCAACUUCUGUAGAUUCAGUUCAUAAAAGUUCAGAUUCAGUGAAAGAUUAUUCUUGUGUUGGAUGCGUAAGUAAAAAUAUAGAAAAAAGUGCUGAUUUUUUUUGUGAAACAUGUUUCAAGUGUUUUUGCGAAAAAUGCUUUUAUCAUCAUGAUCAAGUAUUUGUAAACCAUUUGACAUAUGGAAGAAGAGAAACAAAUAAAUGGCCUCUUGAAAAGGCAAUUGAGGAUUUGCUACUGAAAUGUGAUGUCCACCCUGACAAAAAACUGAAAAUGUUCUGCCAAGACCACAGUCAGCUGUGCUGCUCUGAUUGUGUUUUACUGAAUCACAGACAGUGUACAAAUUUGGCUAAAAUUUCGGAAUCAGUCAAAAAGCUGUCUGUGGAUAUGCAGCAGUUGUCAAACAAAAUUCAAUCAAUUAUUGCUGAUCUUAAUAAGUUUAAGGUAGUUCAAGAGGGCAGCAUUCAGUCCAUUGAAGGAUUAUAUGUUGAAGAAUUUCAAAGAAUCAGAGACCAGCGUAAGAAAUUAAAUGCUGCUCUUGAUGAACUAGAAAAUACAACUUUGAAAGAACUGGAUGACAUUAGGACCACACUGCAAACCUCUCUUAAGAAAGAUGUUGACAACUGCAGCAGACUGAAGGAUGAACUGCAACAACUAAGUGAAGCUGUACAGGGCCUUUGUGAUAAGAGCAUUCAAGACAUAGAGUUCAUAGCCAGCAGGAAAUGUCUGGAUAAGAUACAAGAGUCUGAGAGAUAUCUGAAGGAGAACCCAGUGAAGGUUCAGAGUUCAAUAGUAUUCAAGGCAAACAUUGACAUUGAGCAGUACCUGUCUCAACAGUCAAGUCUUGGGAGGAUUGUAGACAGUAUGCAGUCUCUGAAACUUAAGAUGAAUCAAGACCAGGUUUUGACUGUUAAGAGGAAGUGCGAGUAUAAUGUGAAAAUAUCGAGUGACACAAGCGCCAAUUGCUUUAUCAGAGGCAUUUGCAGCCUUCCUAGUGGUCAUAUCAUUGUUGCAGAUAGCUCUAAUAAGAAAGUGAAACUGUUGGACAAGCAUUACAAUGUGUCCAGUCACUGUGAUAUGCCUAGUUCUCCAGUGGACAUUUGCCAAAUCACAGCAAGUGAGGUGGCUGUGACACUUGAAAGUGCUGGUGUGCAGUUUAUGUCUGUAAGCAAUGGGCAGCUGGUGAAUGGAAGGAAGUUACAGUUACCACAUAAGGCUGUUGGCAUUGCCCACCAUAAAGAAGCAUUGUAUAUCACCGAUGGCUUUGCACUCUACCACUACAACCUCACUGGGACACUUGUGAAAAGGCUUUAUGAAGAUUCAGGAGGUAAAAGUUUACGAGUGAAAAAAUGUGCAUUGAGUCCUGCCGGUGACAGGAUCUAUGUCAUCAACCUAGCCCAGAGCAAGCUCAUCACACUGACCAAAGAUGGCAGCCUGAUAUCCACCUUCACCGAUCCUGAACUACAAUUUCCAUGGGGUGUCCAUGUCACUCCUGAUGGACAAGUCCUUUGCUGUGCAUACAAUACUGUAUUACAGGUGGAUCAUGAGGGUAAAAAGAAACUGGCAACUCUGGCUUCACAGAGAGAUGGACUUUGCAUUCCAGCGUCUGUCUGCUACAACAGCAACAUUCACCAGAUCAUUGUGGGACAAUGGGAAAACAAUAAAAUUAUUGUCAUUGAAGUGCAAUAGCUCUUUAAAGAGAUAAAAACAACAAUAUAAACACAGUUAUAAAUGUAAUUUCCAAUUUUUCUUCGACAUAUUUAGUAAUAUCAGUUUAUAUAUAGGUUAAGAACAGAGCAUAAUUAUUCAAUUCCUUUUAUUAUUAACUUUUUAAUUAUCUAUGUUUUUAAAUGAGUUGUUUUAAUGCACGUUACAGAUUGUACCAUUAAAAACAAUCAUGUAUGACAAAUCUAUGUUGAUUCUGAUUAGUUUUUGUGUGUGGCUUCUUGUCAGGUAUUGUUUGUCACUAAACAAAUGUUAUAAUUAACAUACAUAUAUUAUGUUAAGUGAAUGCAUAUAUUCUACGUAUGUUUAAUUAUCAUAUAGCAAUUAUUUAGAGAAAACUAGGUUUCUGUCAUUUAUGUGUUGCUGUUUUUAAUAAAAAAAUAUGGUAUUUGUGCCAUUUUUAGUUCUUUGGCUUUAGCCAAUCAAUUAUUGAACCACAUAUCAGAAACACAUCUUGCAGUCGGUUGAGUGUUUAUCAAGGGGUUAAAAUGCCUGGAUGUGGGAUGUUGGCAGACAA
Dreissena polymorpha is the source of this 2580-nucleotide messenger RNA. RefSeq lists its product as uncharacterized. Lineage: Eukaryota; Metazoa; Mollusca; Bivalvia; Myida; Dreissenidae. The transcript is spliced from 3 exons. The record is from RefSeq and is a predicted model, not a curated record. Gene Ontology annotation, biological process: proteasome-mediated ubiquitin-dependent protein catabolic process; negative regulation of translation; protein polyubiquitination. Bases 339 to 2027 code for a protein of 562 amino acids. Gene Ontology annotation, molecular function: zinc ion binding; ubiquitin protein ligase activity; protein binding.